AUGUCAUUGGAUAAAAGGGAAGAUGAGAACGACCAAGAGAUUGGUAACAUCGAUUCCAUUAGCUUGCCUCGUCUGAAUCCGCCGAUAAUGACUGCAUCGAACAUAGAAUCAUACUUCUUAUCAUUGGAGUUCUGGUUCGCCGCAUCUGGAUUAGGGAAUCAACACGACGCCAGAAAGUAUAACAUCGUGAUGGCGCAGGUACCCCCGAAUAAGCUCAAGGAACUACGCUUCAUAAUAGACGCCACACCAGUCGCAGACAAGUAUCCAUACAUCAAGAGAAUGCUUAUGUAUCAUUUCGCCGACAGUCAGCAGAAACGAUUGCAGCGGGUACUUUCCGAUAUGCCUCUUGGUGAUAUGAAGCCCAGCCAGCUAUAUAGCGAGAUGAGACGAGUAGCAGGAAAUUCAUUAAGUGAGCUUGUACUUUUGGACUUAUGGGCCUCCAGACUUCCAGCUCACGCGCAGGCAGCAGUGAUUGCUUCAAAAGGAGAUCCAUCAGAAAAAGCGAGCAUCGCGGAUGCCAUCGUCGAUUCCAUGGGACUCCGUAGCAUCAACGCCAUGGAAACACUCUCCCCAACGAUACCAGUGAUCGCACCAGAAACACCGGCGUCAAGCUGCAUGAACGACCUUCAACGAGAAAUUGUCCAACUGACUAGCAAGUUUGAGCAGAUGUUCCGUUCUCAAAGAAACUCGCGGGACCGAUCACGCUCGUGUAACCGAAGCAGAACCGAUCAACGUUUCCGUAGCGGAUCGGCGUAUGACAUGUGCUGGUACCAUCGUACAUUCGGAAGAGAAGCACACACAUGCCGAAAGCCGUGUUUCUUCAGUCCAUCGGGGCAAUUAUCAAAUCCCAAUCAGCAAUGA
This is a messenger RNA of Toxorhynchites rutilus septentrionalis, 861 nucleotides long. RefSeq lists its product as uncharacterized. Lineage: Eukaryota; Metazoa; Arthropoda; Insecta; Diptera; Culicidae. The record is from RefSeq and is a predicted model, not a curated record. The transcript has a single exon. Bases 1 to 861 code for a protein of 286 amino acids.